Messenger RNA from Lodderomyces orthopsilosis Co 90-125, 2502 nucleotides. RefSeq lists its product as uncharacterized. Gene Ontology annotation, biological process: glycoprotein catabolic process; carbohydrate metabolic process. Lineage: Eukaryota; Fungi; Ascomycota; Pichiomycetes; Serinales; Debaryomycetaceae. Gene Ontology annotation, molecular function: beta-mannosidase activity. The record is from RefSeq and is a predicted model, not a curated record. Bases 1 to 2502 code for a protein of 833 amino acids. The transcript has a single exon.
AUGUCAGUAUUGACAAAUUGGACAUUCAGACAAGCCCCAUAUCAACAACAGCAACUGCAGCUGCUCUUGUAUUCACUGUUUUUACGAGAAGCAUGGUACAAUGCUACACCAGAGCGUCACUCUCAUCAAAUACAUAUUGACUUGAUGUACAAUGAUCUCAUACCCGAUCCAUUUGUGAACGAUAACGAAUUGAAUAUCAGCUGGGUUAGUGAUUUGACGUGGGAGUAUCGCUGUCUAUUCGAUGUGUCAGUUUCACAACGGCAAGCUUACUUAGUGUUUGAUCAAUUGGAUACUGAGGCUGAAGUUGAGUUGAAUAAUGAGGUCAUCGCACAGAGUGACAAUGCGUUUCACAAACAUGUAGUUGCUGUGAAUUUAACUCUUAAGAAUGAUUUGAUCGUGAAGUUGAAGUCGGGAGUUGAGUUGGGUAAAAAGUUGGAGAAUGAGUUUGGUCGAUGUGAGUGUUGGAAUGGUGAUUGUAGUCGAGUUUAUGUUCGCAAACCGCAAUUUCAAUAUGGCUGGGAUUGGGGACCAAAAUUGAUCACGUGUGGGUUUGGCAAAAUUGAAUUGGUUACUGAAAAUUAUGUUGAUGAUUUGUUUAUUAGAUAUAAGUUGAAUGAGGCGUUGGAUCAAGCUCAUUUAUGGUUUGAAGUUGAAAGUAUAUUGUUUACACCAGUGGUUCGAGCUACGAUUGAGAUCAGCCUAGGUGAGGAAGUAAUUGAUGUGAUUGAACUUGACCAAGUAGAUCCUCAAAUGAAUAUCAGCUAUGUUUUGGAAGAUGUCCAAUUAUGGUGGCCUAUCAAGCAUGGAAAACCAAACUUGUACAAUAUCAAAUUAUUUUACAAGGAUAAGCUAAUGAGUUGCAAGUUUAUUGGAUUUAGGAAAAUUGAGCUCGUGACUACACCAGAUGACUAUGGCAGUUCAUUCUAUUUUAAGAUCAAUGACAAACCCAUACAAAUGAUUGGUUCAAAUUGGAUCCCAUCUCAUUCAUUUAUAUCUCAAGUUACAAAACAAGAUUAUCAAGAGUAUGUUGAUUUGAUCAUUGAUUCAAAUCAAAAUAUGAUUAGGGUUUGGGGAGGCGGGCAUUAUGAAUCUGAUGAAUUUUAUCAAUUAUGUGAUUUAUAUGGGAUUAUAAUUUGGCAAGAUUUCAUGUUUGCAUGUGGGAUAUAUCCCUAUGAACCCAUACUACAACUGGUUCAAGAAGAGAUUAAGAAUCAAGUGAAACGAUUACGCAAUUUUGCAAGUAUUGUGUUUUAUGUUGGUAAUAACGAAGAUUAUCAAAUUGCUGAUGCUUUGAAAUUGGACAAGAACAACGUUAGUCAGUUCCCAGCGAAACCAAUCUAUGAAGAUAUCAUCCCAGUGGUGUUGACCACUUUUGCCAAUCAAGUGGCGUAUAGAUUUGGAUCGCCCUAUUCAGACGAUGUUCAUAGCUCAUAUGAUUUGAGAUUUGGAGAUUCACAUCAAUGGGAUGUAUGGCAUGGACGCAGGUUACCUUAUCAAGCAUGGCCUCAAUUAUCAGCUAGAUUUAUCAGUGAGUUUGGUAUGUUGUCGUUGCCUGAGUAUUCGACGUUAAGUAAGUACAUCACCGGUGAAAACCAGUUAUAUCCCGAUCUGAACUUGAUUAAUUUCCAUACCAAACCGAUAAAUAAAGGGAAUCUUGGCUAUUACAUAUGGUCCAAUUUUAACAAACCAGAACUGCUUAAUUUACAAGAUUGGAUAUAUUUAACCCAAUUGAUGCAACUGGAAGCGGUAUCUUUAGCGUUUAGAUAUUGGAGACGUCAAUGGAAUCAAUUUCAAUGUGGUGGUGUAUUAGUAUGGCAAUUGAACGAUUGUUGGCCCAGUGUUUCUUGGUCAGUAGUUGAUUUUGAGAAAGUGCCAAAAUUGAGUUAUUAUGGAAUGAAAAGAGAGUUGAAGGAAGUAAGUGUUGCUGGGUAUAGGGCAGAGGAAGAAGAGGAGGAAGAGGAGAAAGGUGGUGUGUUUGCUGGUCAAACGGUGUUUCAAGAGUCAAGAGUGAAGUUUGAUAUGUGGGGGUUUGGUAAUGUUUGUAAUUUGACUUUGAUUGUUGAAUUUUACAACUCAGAUGGUGACUUUGUCGAUGAGUAUAAGCAAAAUGGAAUCGACUUUGAAGGGAACAAAGUCAAUACUAUCAUGUCAGGUGCAACUUUUGAUCAAUUGAAGAAAAAUACAAUUGUGUAUUUGAAGUUGUCAAAGGACAACAUAAUGGUAGCAAGAUCUUCAGAUUGGCCACAGCCUUUAAAAAAAUUAAAUUGGGAAAAACUAACAUCCAAUUUACAAAUUGAUAUUGAAUACCAAGGGUCAGGUCAGUUCCAAUUGUCUACAAAUAAACCAGUUAAAGCAUUACAAUUGUAUUUUGAGAGUGCUCGCAGAUAUCGGUUUAGUGAUAAUGGAAUUGAUUUAUUUCCUGGUGAUCCACAAGUUAUACAAGUGAUUGAUUUACAAGAAGAGGAAAUUGAUAAGAUAAAGUACCGAUAUUUGAAUUACUAA